Laccaria bicolor S238N-H82 is the source of this 606-nucleotide messenger RNA. RefSeq lists its product as uncharacterized. The transcript has 6 exons. The record is from RefSeq and is a predicted model, not a curated record. NCBI's taxonomy places the organism in Eukaryota, Fungi, Basidiomycota, Agaricomycetes, Agaricales, Hydnangiaceae. The coding region runs from base 1 to 606 and encodes 201 amino acids.
AUGUCCCUUCUGUCAGAAUCUGGUGGAAUCCAGGCCCAUUCCAGAGGAUUCCGGUCCAUUCCUGUGGAUUCUGGUCCAUUCCUGUGGAAUCUGAUGGAAUCCAGCAGAAUGGACCCAUUCCUGCAGGAAUAUGCGGGCAUCAAAAAACUGCAAAAGACUGGUCCUAGGUGGUUUGGUUUGGUUCCCUCAAUAUCUGGGACUCAUCAUGCACUUUUUCUUGAGACUUCCUUGCUAUAUUUUACUUCUUAUGAAACACCAGCACCCACAAAAAGAGCUAAUUUCAAAUUUAUGCGGAAUCCCAAAAUCUUUUUUGGCUUCCAUCCUGCGGCAGUGCUGCCAAGCACCAUUGUGGUGGAAAGUGAAACCAGAGUGCCUCAACAUGUUGCCAUGAAGCUGCAGGAAACCCCUCCUUUGAAACAUGCUAGUACCCCGAAGGCAGAUCUUGAACAGUUUUUGGACCAGGCACCUGCCACCAGGGAAGGCGACAUCAGCCCUGAUGCAGACUUUACCUGGUAUUUCUAUUCAAAGAACUUGAAGAUGACUCUUUCUCUUCCAUGUAGUCUAGUUCCAAUUCUCAAUGGUGAAGAAGAAGACAACAGCUUAUAG